ACCUCGGCGUUUCCCCUAUUCGUGCUAGCUUCGGCCAUUCUGGGUAUUGCCAAGCCACAGACUCUCACGUGGGUCAAUCAGGGGAAUCUCAUUUCGGUCAUGCUCGCGAGUGUCAUGUGUGGCACGGGCUUGACCUUGGAAAUGCACGACUUUAAAACCGUUUUUCAAAAAGAUUGGGGAUCAGUCCCACUUGGGGUACUCUGUCAGUUUCUUAUCAUGCCACUCGCGGCCUUUGUGGUUGGUCGAACGUUCCUGUUCUCGUCCGGACCCACUGGUCCGUCUCUCUUCUUGGGACUCUGCCUCGUGGGAUGCUCACCGGGAGGGACUGCGAGCAACUUGGUGUCGCUCAUCGCCCAGGCCGAUGUGGCCUUGUCCGUGAUUCUCACCACCUGUUCCACCGUACUCGCCGUCCUUGCCACGCCGUUGCUGGUCAAGCUCUUGGUCGGUAGUACGGUGGCGGUCUCGGGUGUGGCCCUGGUACAAGCCACGGCGCGCGUGGUCCUCCUUCCGGUGUUGUUGGGAAUGAUACUCAACGCCAAAUUGCCGCGAUUGGCUCGUUUUCUCAGUCGUUUCACUCCGUUUGCUUCCGUACUGCUGGUUAGCUUGAUUUGUGGCGGGGUCGUUGCACAAAACGCGUCCAUGCUACUACACUCACCGGCAUCCGCAGCCAACUUGUCGGUAAUUGGUGUAGCCGUUCUUAUGCUUCAUUCUCUCGGGUUUGCCGCUGGCUACCUGAUUCCCAAAUUCCUGUUUGGCAAAUCCGAACGAUCCUCCCGAACCAUUGCCAUUGAAGUUGGCAUGCAAAAUUCCGCUUUGGCGGUAGUACUGGCCCGAUCCAUUGGGGCGCCGCCAAUUGCCAGCUUGCCGGGGGCGCUCUCGGCGACCGCCCAUUCCUGUCUCGGGAGUCUCCUGGCAGCCUACUGGCGGAUCAAGGGUGAUCCGGACGGAGAUGGCGUA
Messenger RNA from Phaeodactylum tricornutum CCAP 1055/1, 957 nucleotides. RefSeq lists its product with no specific name. Lineage: Eukaryota; Bacillariophyta; Bacillariophyceae; Surirellales; Neidiaceae. The record is from RefSeq and is a predicted model, not a curated record. Gene Ontology annotation, cellular component: membrane. The transcript has a single exon. The annotation marks the transcript as partial.